This is a messenger RNA of Penicillium alfredii, 354 nucleotides long. RefSeq names its product SCF ubiquitin ligase complex subunit HRT1. Bases 1 to 354 code for a protein of 117 amino acids. Gene Ontology annotation, biological process: ubiquitin-dependent protein catabolic process; protein ubiquitination. The record is from RefSeq and is a predicted model, not a curated record. Lineage: Eukaryota; Fungi; Ascomycota; Eurotiomycetes; Eurotiales; Aspergillaceae. The transcript has 4 exons. Gene Ontology annotation, molecular function: cullin family protein binding; ubiquitin protein ligase activity; zinc ion binding. Gene Ontology annotation, cellular component: cullin-RING ubiquitin ligase complex; nucleus.
AUGGCGGACGUGGAGAUGAAGGAAGCGGGCGCUUCGUCCAAGGGAAAGGGAGUGUCUAGGGGCCCCGAAGGUGCUGAUGGCAAGAAGAAGUUUGAGGUCAAGAAGUGGAACGCCGUUGCCCUGUGGGCUUGGGAUAUCGUCGUCGACAACUGCGCCAUUUGUCGCAAUCACAUCAUGGACCUCUGCAUCGAAUGCCAAGCAAACCAAGGUUCAUCAACAACGGAAGAGUGUACGGUUGCUUGGGGAAUCUGCAACCACGCCUUCCAUUUCCACUGCAUUUCGCGUUGGUUGAAGACUCGCCAGGUGUGCCCGUUGGAUAACCGAGACUGGGAGUUCCAGAAGUACGGCCGGUAA